Molecule: messenger RNA, 609 nt
Organism: Prorocentrum cordatum
Lineage: Eukaryota; Dinophyceae; Prorocentrales; Prorocentraceae
Source: the annotation of a GenBank genome assembly
AUGACCGUGGCCACGAACGUGCACGACGACCGCGGUUCGGGGUCCGAGGAGGCCCCACAGUCUGGCUCGAAGCCCUUCGACUGCCACGCCGGCUUCAGCAACUGGGAGGCGGGCUGGUCGGCGGACAAGAAGUCGUGGUGCUGCGACCAUGAGCACAAGGGCUGCUCUGGCACCUCGGAGCCCUACGACUGCGAGGCGGGCUUCAACAACUGGCAGGCCGGGUGGUCCGGCGACAAGAAGCGGUGGUGCUGCUCCAAGGAGCGGGAAGGGGUGCACGACCACCACGUCCCCGCCUUACGACUGCUCCGCCGGCUUCAAGAAUUGGGAGGCUGGCUGGUCCAAGAGCAAAAAGGCCUGGUGCUGCGAGAGAAGGCCUGCGCCUCCGACGGCGCCCAGGAGCUGCUCGAGCAGCUCUCGGCCGGCGAGGAGCCCAGCCGCCUCUUCCUGGAGCCGUCCGACCCGGACGCCCGCCCGGGCCGCCCAGCGCUGGGCCGCCAGGUCAGGGACGACGAGGACGGGCAGGCUCUAGAUGCUGUAGAGUUCGGGCCGCAGUUUUUCUUCCUCCAUCUCGGCCCCUCUGGGUGUCCCGUGUCGGGGACGAAGUCGUGA